Molecule: messenger RNA, 384 nt
Organism: Rotaria sp. Silwood1
Lineage: Eukaryota; Metazoa; Rotifera; Eurotatoria; Philodinida; Philodinidae
Source: the annotation of a GenBank genome assembly
AUGAGUGAGAAUUUAACUGAUAAAUGUUUGCAAAUGGCUACAACUGAUUUUGUUAAUAAUUUAAAAAGUUUAUCUUUGUAUCAAACAACAAAUCAAUAUUCUAAUACAAUUCAAUAUUUAACUACUCAAUUAAAAUAUGCUACACUAAAUGGAUUAACAGAAAAUAAAUCACUUGGUCUUGCUAUUGUAGAUAAUUUUUAUCGAAUAGUUUCAAUUUUUGAUAAAAAAUUAUUAGAUAAUAAUGAAAAUUCUUAUCAAACAAAUUUAUUUUUAGAAGUAUUAUCUAAUGCAUUUCAUGGUUUAUGUUUAUUAGAAUUAUUUAUUUCAAUUAAAGAUUUAUAUUGUACUGAAAUUAUUUUUCAUAAUUAUUUAACCUUUACUUAA